AGUAAGUGUUUGCUAUGUAGCUCUGUGGUAGUCGGGACUAGUUUAUUCUGUAAUUUAGCAACGGCAUUAGUAAUCUGGUUCCGUGUUCACUGACGGUAAAGAUGUAGCAGUCGGCGGCAGCCGCAGUGGAGUUGUGUUGUGACCGUGGAGCCAUAUGUCUAUGCAGACCGUGGGCCGGAUGACUACUAAGACAAACAACAGUUGAAGAAGUUCCAGUACGGUUAUGACCACUUGGCGACGUGAUCGUAUUUUCACAGUGCUGCGGUUGCGCGCAAGGAAUCUUCGCGCGGACGAAGUGUUGACUGCUGCCACUUGAAACUGUCGGAAGAAGCGUCUGUGCAGGAAAUCUUCAUACUGAACUGUUUCAACGAUUGCGUGUGCCAACGCAUUCAAAGACGCGCCUCCUGAAAAAAAGAGGCAGUUUUGAAGAUCGCUGUGCAGCAAGACUGGUUGAUGAAGAUGUGAAGCAGGUUGUGCCAGAUCAUAAACAGGGCGAAUGAUCUUGGAGCCAUUGCAUUCCAUUUGUUUACAUCACAGAAGGCUUUGUCAGCGGUAUAACAAGUCGGUGAACUCAGGCGGACCGCAUAUUCAGUUUAGGCGGAGUUGCUGUUAGUGUGUGUUGUGCUCAACACAAGUUUAUGCAAGCAAGCUGUGGUAUAAAUUGCUCCUUCUAACUGGAGAAAGAAAGGGGGCCAAGCUGCGAGGAAGCACCUGCAUCAAUAUUCCCACACGUUCAGCCAGGUGCUAUGUCAGCCACACGCACUCAAAGUCUGGACUCCAUUUCAGAAGGUACAAAAGGUAAUUACAUUGCACCUCAAGGCACAUCCUUGUUGAUGCCUGCUUUGCAAGGUUCUGGUGGUUUGUCAGCCGGUGCCACUUAUGAAGCUGAGGGAGAUUCCAAGGCAGAAGCAGACACACCGAAAACAAAGUUGGUGCUCGUACCUGGGGUCUCUGGAACACUGUUGGUCACAGGCAAUACACAUGUUCCCAGCAUGAAUUCAGCUUCGUCUCGGACUGCCUUAGAUAAUCCAAGCAAAUCUGCUUCACCUGUGGCUCAAACGAUUGCUUCAGGCCAGAAGCAUGAAUCAAAUUUUGGCUCGCACCUUCCUGCAUCAUUAAGAACAUGGAGCGAGCUUCAUGUUCACAAGCCUCCCUCCUUUGCAUACAACAGCAACCGCAUUGCUUCAAGAAAUGUGUCAAACAGCAACACUGUUGUGAUUAAAGAAAAAGCCAUGGUGCCAUACGUACAGAACAGUGCCAGUGCUUCACCAAGUAGGACCUCAGCAGUGUCUAGCGAGCCUGAGAUCGCACGCAGAGACAGACAGAUGGCGUUACUGCAUUCAAGCCUCAAGGACAGUGUUCUCAAGUCUUGUUCAGUGCCCUCUUCAACAGAGAGAUUGCCCGCGAAUUUAUUUUCAGAAAAACAAGAGUCGUGCAUGCCAGCUGCGUCAAGUCCUGAUCCCACUGUUAGCAGUGAUGGUGUGCUUGUGAAGUGCGAGUGCGACUUUGGACCAGUUGACCAAAAGACCUUGGAAAGGCACAUCAUGAUCGCUCAUGUCAAGCCAUUUAGUCAUAGUUGUGAACUUUGUGAUAGAAAAUUCCCCACACGAAAAGAACUUAGGGAUCAUAUUGGUUGCCACAUACGCACACAUACAGCUGCAGGACCAGAGGAGCCAUGUGGUGUACAGCAGUGUAGUAAAAACUCCAACUUCAUCCAGGAACGUGAUUCAUUAAGUGGAGAAAAAGCUUGCGAUUUGCCAGUGAGCUGUGUUGCUGCCGAUGACGAUGCCAGAGCACGUGAAAAAACACCACCUUUCAACGAAGUUGCAGCAGGAAAGGAGUCACACUGGCUGCUAAGGCCAGACCUAGUGGGUUCAGAUUGCUUGCUUUCUUUUUUUAAAUGCACAGUCGGACAGUGCAGGUACACAGCCAAUCAGGCAAGUGAUUUCUCCAACCAUCUUGCAUCACACAGCCUGAAAGAAAUGGGAGACCUUGUUUGCAUCUACUGUGGCAAAAUAUUUGAUGCCAUAUCAGUGCUUGUGCAACACAUGGAAGGCAGUCACCGGCAUAUGGUUUUCCAGUGUGGGCACUGUCUUUAUAGGUCAGUGCUACCCAUUCACGUUCAGCUGCACCACCAGUGGGCACACGCAGGGCAGGAGCCGCUGCUGCUGUUUAUGUGUACGAACCCUGUGUGGCAUGCUGCACUUGCCGAUGUCCCUACGCAGCGCGUCAGCCUGACACAUUACUGGUGUAGUGCUCCAAAUUGCGACUUCAAAAGUUUUAAUCCCGAGGUGUUUGAAUGGCACCUUAGGGAGUCCCAUCCAAAAGUCGGAGAGUACACCUGUUCUAUUUGUGAUUCGUCUGCUAGUAGCCCACGGGCACUAGUGCAGCACUGCGUCACUCAUGACAUGGAUGUGGUGCAGUGUGGCAUCUGCCACCAUUCUGAGCCCACGUGCAAGAGAAUGCUGAAGCACCUUUGUGAACACCACCCUGAUAGUCCCCUAAGACUUAUCUGCCGCACUAGCCAGCAAGUUGAAGAGUUUGAAAUGUGCGUGAAGACAUUUCAAGGAUUUGCAGAACAGCGUGCAAGUGGGGCCAGCUCGGCACCGGAACUUGCCGAGCUGGGCAUCAGUUCAUCUGCUGCUCCUCUGGACAUGACCGUGGCAUGCCGCUCAUUGCCACUAGCCCCAGCCAAGAAAACCUGCCCUUUCUGCCCAGACCGUGUUGUGACCUUGGCUGAUCUUGCAAACCAUUGUGUUGCAGCCCACCAGAUUAACCUUAAAAUUUCAGAGACCUUGGAGCUCAUGUUGAAGAAGCACUGUGCAUCUAUCGCCAAAGAAAGCUGCCUCUCCUGCCCAUUCUGUAAUGCAACAUUCCUGAACAAGGAUGAGCUUCAGGAGCACAUGUAUUGCGAGUUUCAAUACAUGCCUAUCCAGUGCGAUACCUGUAGUUAUUCCACCUCUAACAGAACCCGCUUGAAAGAGCACUUUUCAUCCAGCCAUCCUGAAAAGUGCCCAGUGUUUACUACUUGUGAAAAUGAAGAUUUUGAGUCCUGGGUGACACAAUUCGUCACUCAACAAGAAGCUCGCUGUAUCGUGGUUGAGAAACCGUAUCAGUGUGUCCACUGUCCAGAGCGAUUCCAAAGUGCCGAGGAACUAAGACUUCACCUGUAUACACAUCUGAAGUACUACCCGUACCACUGUACUAUAUGUGACGAGUGUUUCGUUAGCCAAGAAGAAGUCGAACAGCACCAGCGCAGGACACACAGUGUAGUGGGACAAUACUCAACGAAAGAAGUAAGAUUUGAGAGUAAGGAGACAAAGGUAGACUGUUUAAUUGAUAUGGCAACAAAAAAAGCACAAGAGCUUUUGGGAAAAUCAUCUUCGCAACAGUGUCCAUGGAAGGGAUGCUCGUUUGAAUCUUCAAUAGAAAAUGAACGUGCUAUUCACUUGAUGGUCCACAUGAGCCAGCGCAAUACAUGCGCUAGCUGCCAGUUCAGCUCCUACAGUGCCGAUGUCAUUGCAUGGCAUUCUAAGGAGCAGCAUAGUCCAGUCUCCAGCAGUACCAGGAAUCCUUCCUGCAGUGACAUACAUCCUGUGCCAAAGAGCAAUUCACGUUUGUUUGCUUGUGGUUUGUGUAGUUAUAGGGGACCAAACUCCAUGUGCAUUCGUGAGCACUCCAAGAUUGCGCACCCUGGCAAGGCAGCCAAAUUGGUUGUUCCUAAAAGGAAAGACCUGCACAGCCCAACCAACAAAAGUGUGGAGGGGACAGGGAAACCAAAGGAAGAGGAUUGCGAACAGAGAUGGUGCAUAUCUCUGGUGCGUCCUCCAAAGGGCGUCCCUCGCCUCACUCCAUGGUCACUGAAGAAAGAGCAGUAUUUGUGCAGCCAGUGCAAUUUCCUGGCUUCAUCAGAACAUCUGCUACACAUUCAUAAGGUCAAUUUCCACGUAGGUGCUCAGAGGCUUAAUGCAAACGCAGCCGUCAUUGCUAGAGCAAUCUCCAAUAUCUUGACUCUGGCCACUCACCGAUAUUCUGUGCCAGCUUCUGGUGUUCCUUACAAGUCUUCUCAAUCUGCAAGCCAGGUCAACAUGACUACUCUUACACCUGGUUUGCAGCAGACAGACAGUAUCUACAAAUGUCGCAAGUGUUGCUUGAAGUUUCAGUCAAGAACGAGCUUCUUCAAUCACCUGGUUGUGAAACAUUGUACAUAUGCUGUGUGCGAUACCUGUGGUGGGGGCCUAAUGAACAAUGCUCAGGCUCUUGCUCACGUAGCCAAGAAGCAUCUACCUUUAAAAAGCACUUUCACUUUACUCAGAGGCAAUCGGCAGUCCAUAUCAGCAGCAAGAAUAUUAGACAGCACAGGAAGCAAUGUCCCUAGCACUCAACAGUCCUCAGAAAAUGCCAGUGACGUUUAUGUUGUGACUCCAUGGGCUCCUGAUGUAAGAGUCCCUCUGCAAAACUUCUCUCGUCAGCACAACCUUAAUGUGCGUGUGCUUGUAAAUGAUUUUGGGAAGCUGCACAAUUGAGGUUUUUAAUAAAGUGCCUUUCCUUUGUUUCUUACUUGCAUCAGUGUAUGUGUCGGGGAUACUUGUUGCAGAUGUAAUUCAUCAAUGUAAGUUUGUUUAUAGCAGAUCAUUGUGGCAUUCAUUAUCACCUGCCGAGAAAAGUAAUGUUCAUGUUCACAUUGUUGUGUAACCAAGAACCUCGUGAAAAGAUGUAAUAAACAUUUUUCAUGGUGGU
Molecule: messenger RNA, 4740 nt
Organism: Dermacentor andersoni
Lineage: Eukaryota; Metazoa; Arthropoda; Arachnida; Ixodida; Ixodidae
Biological process (GO): regulation of transcription by RNA polymerase II
Cellular component (GO): nucleus
Molecular function (GO): DNA-binding transcription factor activity, RNA polymerase II-specific
Source: RefSeq, a predicted model, not a curated record